This is a messenger RNA of Hypanus sabinus (Atlantic stingray), 1641 nucleotides long. It is a transcript of the gene asic2, whose product is annotated as acid-sensing (proton-gated) ion channel 2. Gene Ontology annotation, cellular component: membrane. Gene Ontology annotation, molecular function: ligand-gated sodium channel activity. The transcript is spliced from 9 exons. Lineage: Eukaryota; Metazoa; Chordata; Chondrichthyes; Myliobatiformes; Dasyatidae. The record is from RefSeq and is a predicted model, not a curated record. The coding region runs from base 1 to 1641 and encodes 546 amino acids. Gene Ontology annotation, biological process: sodium ion transmembrane transport.
AUGUGGGCAAGCAGAUUUCAGUUUUGCUUCGAGGACGUUGCAGCUGUCGGAGUGACACCCUGGGGAGUCAUGGCCCCGGAGGGUCCCCAAGAACCGAGAGGUACCCACACCAACCCGGAGAAGGUCACGGCAGAGAGGAAGGGCCGGCCUCGGAGCAUCAAAGAUAUAACUCAUACAUUUGUGAAGCAAGCAAAAAUACACGGGAUUAAGUACAUCUGCUCACAGCACUAUUCACUGCACCGCAGAGUCGUUUGGUUUUUGGCCUUUUGCACCUCGUUGGGAUUCCUAAUCUCUUGGUCCUCCAACCGGUUCCUCUAUCUUCUUUCUUUCCCGUCCCACACCCGAUUUCACAUGGACUGGACCAAGGAGCUCAACUUCCCUGCUCUCACCAUAUGCAACAACAACCCAAUCCGUUUCUACCAGUUGACCAAAAGUGACCUGUACUACGCGGGCCAGUGGCUGGGGCUUCUCACCGAGAACCGCACAGCCCGGCCUUUGGUCAUCGAGCUCAUUAAGGAAGACAGGCGGCAGUGGUUUCAGAAACUCUCCGAUUUUCGCCUCUUUUUGCCGCCUCGUAGUUUUGAAGGAAUCAGCCUGAAUUUCAUGGAUCGCUUGGGCCACCAGUUGGAUGACAUGCUUCUAUCUUGCAGAUACCGAGGGGACAUGUGUGGGCCACAGAAUUUUACCUCAGUUUUUACCAGAUAUGGAAAGUGCUACAUGUUUAACUCAGGAAGUGAUGAUAAGCCUCUACUGACCACUGUGCAAGGCGGGACUGGCAAUGGCCUUGAGAUUAUGUUAGACAUUCAGCAGGAUGACUACUUGCCAGUGUGGGGUGAAGCUGAAGACACAACGUUUGAAGCAGGGAUAAGAGUACAGCUCCACACUCAGUCCGAGCCACCAUUUGUACAUGAGCUGGGAUUUGGAGUUGCACCAGGAUUCCAGACAUUUGUUUCCACUCAAGAGCAACGGCUGAUAUACCUGCCACCACCCUGGGGAGACUGCCAAUCAUCAGCUGUUAACACAGACUUUUUCUCAAGUUACAGUAUCACAGCCUGCAGGAUUGAUUGUGAAACCAGGUACCUGGUGGAGAACUGCAACUGUCGAAUGGUGCACAUGCCAGGUGAUGCUCACUACUGCACCCCUGAGCAAUACAAGGAGUGUGUAGAGCCAACCUUAGCCAUGCUGGCAGAGACAGACAACAACUGUCUUUGCAAAACACCAUGUUAUCUAACACGGUACAACAAGGAGCUGUCCAUGGUGAAGAUUCCUAGUCGAACCUCUGCAAAAUACCUUGAAAAGAAAUUUAACAAGACAGAAAAGUACAUUUCGGAGAAUAUUUUAGUGUUGGACGUUUUCUUUGAAGCCCUGAACUAUGAAACUAUUGAACAGAAGAAAGCAUACGAAGUUGCAGGCUUACUCGGUGACAUCGGUGGACAGAUGGGGCUGUUUAUUGGUGCCAGCAUUUUAACAAUACUAGAGCUGUUUGAUUACUUGUAUGAGGUUAUGAAGGACAGGUUAAUGGACAUGAUUAGUUUCAAGAAAGGAGAGGAAGAAACGAGUCAUGAUGAUAAUGUGGUAACACUCUCCGUUAAUCUGGAUGAGCCACUAAAGCAGGACACAAGCUCUUCCCAGCUGAACUAA